GGGCCGGGAGUCCCUGCGGACAGAGCCAGGACACCCAGUCAACCCACUCCUGCUCUUUUGAUCUCCUUCAGGCUCUGCCAUGGCGCUCAGCGACGGGGAAUGGCAGCUGGUGCUGAACACCUGGGGGAAGGUGGAGGCCGACAUCCCAGGCCACGGGCAGGAGGUCCUCAUCAGGCUCUUCCAGGGCCACCCCGAGACCCUGGAGAAGUUCGAGAAGUUCAAGAACCUUAAGUCGGAGGGUGACAUGAAGGCGUCCGAGGACCUGAAGAAGCACGGCACCACGGUGCUCACCGCCCUGGGCGGCAUCCUCAAGAAGAAGGGGCAGCACCAGGCCGAGCUGGCACCGUUGGCACAGUCUCACGCCAACAAACACAAGAUUCCCAUCAAGUACCUGGAGUUCAUCUCGGAAGCCAUCAUCCAGGUCCUGCAGGCCAAGCAGGGUGGAGACUUUGGGGCCGACGCCCAGAGCGCCAUGAACAAGGCCUUGGAGCUCUUCCGGAACGACAUUGCUGCCAAAUACAAGGAACUGGGGUUCCAGGGAUAAGGACCCCCCUCCGAGCUCCCCCACCCCAGCCGCGGGUCCCCAGGGCCCAGGGGAGGAUGCGGGGGGCGGGGGAGGCCUCACCUCACGUAGUCGCAUGUAGAGUGUGUUCUGGGUGUCCGUCUGAGCGGAGGAUAGCAGGGUAACGUUGGAGGGCAGCGGGGUGCAGGGGUCCGAGGGGCUCCCCCCCUGCUCCUUGGGAACCGGGGAAACCACGGCCUUGCGCCCACCCACCGCGGGAGGGGGCUGUGACACCCUUUCACCAAACAAUGUGUCCCCACGCGGCCCCACACCCCCAAACGCAAGCUGGACACCACCCCCCGCGGUGACCAUCCUGAUCCUCCCGCCCCCGAAACAGCAGAAUGUCCCUUGGCAAAGGGGCAGGGGUGCGGGCGGGGAGGGACAGCCCCCGCCAGCCCCCCGCCCCCCAACAUCAGCCUCCUCAGCUCCCACGGCGCCCCCUGGGCUCAAUAAAGGCCUGGCACAGCUCUGCAGCCUUCA
Molecule: messenger RNA, 1042 nt
Organism: Sorex fumeus (smoky shrew)
Lineage: Eukaryota; Metazoa; Chordata; Mammalia; Eulipotyphla; Soricidae
Gene: MB
Product: myoglobin
Exons: 3
Coding region: 80-544 (154 amino acids)
Biological process (GO): oxygen transport
Cellular component (GO): extracellular exosome
Molecular function (GO): heme binding; oxygen binding
Source: RefSeq, a predicted model, not a curated record